Penicillium soppii is the source of this 687-nucleotide messenger RNA. RefSeq lists its product as uncharacterized. The coding region runs from base 1 to 687 and encodes 228 amino acids. Gene Ontology annotation, cellular component: membrane. NCBI's taxonomy places the organism in Eukaryota, Fungi, Ascomycota, Eurotiomycetes, Eurotiales, Aspergillaceae. The transcript has 3 exons. The record is from RefSeq and is a predicted model, not a curated record. Gene Ontology annotation, biological process: arachidonate metabolic process.
AUGACCAUCCGUCAACUUCCUCCGACAAAGCGCCCCGUUAUUCUUAGCCUAGACGGAGGAGGUGUCCGCGGCCUCAUCCAGCUGGGACUUCUCUGUGUAUUGGAAAAACGCAUUGGUAUACCUAUUGCAUUGCUACCGGACUUGUGCGCCGGAACGAGUGUAGGUGCAUUGGCUGUAAUUGACAUCUUCAUCAACGGUAGUUUGGCUACCAGCUGCUUCCUCAAAUUGCCCGAUCUGGCACGAAAGAUUUUCCGUCGUGAAUACAGGCAUCCGAUUCUUCGCUACGCCCAUUGGCUGGCCUCUGCAUUCAAUCUGACCUCCCACGGGCUCUACGAUUCGAGAAAUUUGUCGGAAACUUUACAAGAAGCCGUCAAUCCUGGUCGUCGAGUCUUUGACGUUCCUAUCAUGAGCCCCUCAGGCUGUCGAGUGGCUGUUGUAGAAAUGAUUGAUCUUGACUUGGCUAUCAAAGAGCAGACUGGGACGAGGGUCUUAAUGGCGAUCGGCUCGCUUCUGAGUGAGAAAAAUUCUUCCAAGCAUGAUCUCGGAUCUUUCUUGCGGGUCUUGAUUGGAUAUGCAUUCACUAUGAUGGGCCCGGCGAGGGAAGAGAUUGCUAGGUUCGAUAAGUGCAAGACCGUAGGAAUCUGCAUACUAUCCGUCCCAAAGUCAACUAUGAGACUCUUUCGGUGA